Gopherus flavomarginatus (Mexican gopher tortoise) is the source of this 2711-nucleotide messenger RNA. RefSeq names its product muscleblind like splicing regulator 3 (gene MBNL3). The record is from RefSeq and is a predicted model, not a curated record. Gene Ontology annotation, molecular function: metal ion binding. NCBI's taxonomy places the organism in Eukaryota, Metazoa, Chordata, Testudines, Testudinidae. The transcript is spliced from 10 exons. The coding region runs from base 921 to 2036 and encodes 371 amino acids.
GAGUCGGGGAAGCCCUGCCUGGCUGUAAGAUGGCGGCAUCCAGCCUGCGCCGCUGCUAGGAGCUCCGCCAGCCCCCGGCCCGGGUCCGCUUCGCGCCGCUUCGGCUUCUGCCCCGGCCCCCUGGCAUGCUGCGCCCCCGCGCCCGGGUCUUGCCAUCGGCGGGGAAGCGCCAGGUUGCUGAAAAGUGCCUUUCCUGAAGCCACUGCUGCUUGGAUUUCUGUCUAAGGCUGCCUCUCUCUCCCCCCCCCAACCCCCCCCUUUUUUAAAAUUUGGCAUUGCUUGCAGUUCAUACCCUAACGGCAACUCAUCCCCUCCUUUUUUUUCCUUUUUACACUCUGUUCACUCAGCCAUUUUUUCCUUCCUGAGUAUGUAGCAAAUAUUUUUGAGUGAUAACAUCCUUUUGCUCGUUUUAAUACUCGCGAAUUGUCAUUUUUAGAACCAAGAAAUAAAAGGAAAAAAAAGUUUUCUGCCCAAGGACUGAGACCAUUCCGCAAACAGAAGCGCUGCCAGCCGCAUAUGCUUUUUGCAAGAAUAAUUGAAACCAUUAACUGGAGAGCACAGAAUUCAUUUGAAAGUCUGCCAGUUAUUUUCAAGUAACUUUGGCAGUGGCACAAAAUAUAACACUUAUAUUUUAACUUCUACAAUUGCACUUUUAGGAGCUGGCCUCUCAUUUGAUUUUCAGUUAUUCUGAUAAGAUUUCUAUUUUGUGAUUGGCUUUGUUUAAUUCUUGUUGAAACAAACACAAUUUGACUUAAAUGAAAACCUAAGUGCUGACGAAUAGAAAUUUUACCAAAGCAACAAGUUCGUUAUUUCUUCACAUUUAACUUGAAUUCACUUUUUUACCCUUUUUAAAAAAAAUCCGCAGUAAUAUUGUCCUAAAGAAGGGUGUGAUUGCUUGCAUUUUAAUUUUUGUUUUUAAUAUGGCUGUAAACGUUUCCCUGGUUCGUGAUACAAAAUGGCUGACUUUAGAAGUAUGUCGAGAAUUUCAGAGAGGUACUUGUUCUCGAUCUGAUGCAGAGUGCAAGUUUGCCCAUCCGUCACGGAGUUGCCAUGUGGAAAAUGGUCGAGUUAUUGCCUGCUUUGACUCUCUAAAGGGCCGGUGUACUCGAGAGAACUGCAAAUAUCUUCACCCUCCCCCGCACUUAAAAACACAGCUCGAAAUAAAUGGACGCAACAAUCUGAUCCAGCAAAAGACAGCAGCAGCCAUGUUUGCACAGCAGAUGCAGUUCAUGUUACCAGGCGCUCAACUACAGCCAAUUACUACGUUUCCUGUGACUCCAUCACUUGCAACUAGUCCCACCAUGGCUUUUAGUCCCUACCUAAGUCAUGUUUCUCCUGGGAUGGGCUUGGUUCCUGCAGAACUUUUACCAAAUACGCCUGUCUUGGUUUCCGGGAAUCCUACUGUUACAGUACCGGGAGGCUCUGUUGCUCAGAAGCUGAUGCGUACAGAUAAACUGGAGGUUUGCCGAGAGUUUCAGCGUGGAAAUUGCACUCGUGGUGAGAAUGAUUGCCGUUACGCUCACCCCAUAGAUAUUGCGAUGAUAGACACAAAUGAAAACACUGUUACAGUUUGCAUGGAUUACAUCAAAGGCCGAUGCUCUAGGGAGAAAUGCAAGUACUUUCAUCCCCCUGCACACCUGCAAGCCAAAAUCAAGGCAGCUCAACACCAGGUGAACCAGACAGCUGCAACUGCAAUGGCCCUGCCGCCUGGUGCACUUCAACCUUUACCAAAGAGGCCAGCACUUGAAAAAAACAAUGGUGCCACCACAGUCUUUAACCCAAGCGUUUUCCACUACCAACAGGCUCUAGCUAACAUGCAGUUGCAACAGCCUACAUUUAUCCCUACAGGGUCAGUACUGUGCAUGACACCCACUGCAAGCGUUGUGCCCAUGAUGCACGGUGCUACGCCCACCACUGUGUCUGCAGCAACAACACCUGCCACCAGCGUCCCCUUCGCUGCAACAGCUACAGCCAAUCAGAUAUCCCAGUUAUCAGUAGAUGAACUGAGUAGCAGCAUGUUUGUUUCACAGAUGUAGAAGUUACCGAUAGAACACAGACUUUGUUGAAAUUCUGAAGAGUAAAAUUACGGAGUUCCAGGACUUCUCGGUGGGAAGCUGCACAUGGCCUUUCUGUAUAUAUUCCCUCCUCCCUCAUUUCUUCCUCGACCACCUCUACAGUAAGCCUGUUGCAGCCUACAUGUUAACCAAAAACUGAUCAAUGGGAAUGUCAAAAAAAAAUAAAAAAAAAAUAAAAAAAAGCACUAUAGAAACAAUUAACAAACAGCGCUCUGUUAUAUGAGAUAUACAAGUAGACAAUUAUAAUAGACUUUUAUAACACAUUACUUUAACACACUUAAUCAUUUUAUGACUACCAUCAUAAGUGCAUCUGCACAGUGGACUGUUGGUUUACUGUAUACUAUCGAUGGAUAAAUGUUUGUCUUGUUUUUAAAGUGUUAUCUUACUGUUUUGUUUACAUCAUAGUCUAUGGAUUUGUUUUAAAGUGUACAUCAUUAUCAAGUAUACUCAAUACCAUUUUUUUCAUUAUUGUUAUGUCUUAAGUUUUCAUAUACUGUAGUUUUCUGGGUUUGGGGGUAUUUUUGUUUUGGGGGUUUAUUUUGGUUUUUGUUUUUUUUUUACUAAAAAUGUUACAGUGGGAAACAGGAAUUAUGUGCUUGAAAAACACGACACAAGAAUGUUCUGUCCUUUUCUAUA